CAGCGGCUCCUGUCAGCGGGUGAAAUGGCAGCGGCGAGCCGGCCGGGGCAGCGGUCCCGGGGGGCGGCUAAGGGAGCUGGGCCAGGGCUGCGGGGCUGGCAGCUGUGGGGCUAACGGGACGGCAAGGCUCGGCACGGCGAUGGCGGCGCGCUCGGCGCAGACAGAGCUGUGACCUGGCCCUGCUUGCAGUUGAUGAGCCUGCCCACCAUGGCAAGCCCCACUCUGAGCCCUGACUCCUCAUCCCAGGAGGCCCUGUCAGCCCCUACCUGCUCCCCCACCUCCGACUCUGAGAACCUCAGCCCCAAUGAGCUGGAGCUACUAGCCAAGCUGGAAGAGCAGAACCGGGAGUCAAAUUGAUGCUUAGCAGACAAGUACUCCUUGAAGCCCUUUAAAUCUGCUCUGGCUUUCCUCCUUUGACAUGCUCCUGGAAGCCGACUCCAAAUCAAUGCGCUCCAUGAAUGGCUCCCGGCGGAACAGCGGCUCCUCUCUCGUAUCCAGCUCCUCCGCCUCCUCUAACUUGAGCCACCUGGAGGAGGACACAUGGAUCCUAUGGGGCCGAAUCGCCAAUGAGUGGGAAGAGUGGCGGCGUAGGAAGGAAAAGCUGCUUAAGGAGCUUAUCCACAAGGGCAUCCCGCACCACUUCCGGGCCAUUGUGUGGCAGCUCCUGUGCAGUGCUACAAACAUGCCAGUCAAGAACCAGUACUCAGAGCUGCUCAAGAUGUCCUCGCCAUGCGAGAAGCUGAUCCGCAGGGACAUCGCCCGCACCUACCCAGAGCACGAGUUCUUCAAGGGCCAGGACAGCCUAGGCCAGGAGGUCCUCUUCAAUGUCAUGAAGGCAUACUCUCUGGUGGACCGGGAGGUGGGCUACUGCCAGGGCAGUGCCUUCAUCGUGGGCCUGCUCCUGAUGCAGAUGCCGGAGGAAGAGGCUUUCUGUGUGUUUGUGCGGCUGAUGCAGGAGUAUCGCCUUCGGGAGCUCUUCAAGCCCAGUAUGGCUGAGCUGGGGCUCUGCAUCUACCAGUUUGAGUACAUGCUGCAGGAGCAGCUCCCGGACCUGAACACUCACUUCCGCUCCCAGAGCUUCCACACGUCCAUGUACGCCUCGUCCUGGUUCCUCACUCUCUUCCUGACCACCUUCCCACUGCCUGUCGCCACUCGUGUCUUCGACAUUUUCAUGUAUGAGGGCCUGGAGAUCGUGUUCCGGGUAGGCCUCGCCCUGCUGCAGGUGAACCAGGUGGAGCUGAUGCAGCUGGACAUGGAGGGCAUGUCCCAGUACUUCCAAAAGGUGAUACCCCAUCAGUUCGACAGCUGCCCAGAUAAGCUGAUCCUCAAGGCUUACCAGGUCAAGUACAACCCUAAGAAGAUGAAGAGGCUCGAAAAGGAAUACGCAGCCAUGAAGAGUAAAGAGAUGGAGGAGCAGAUCGAAAUCAAAAGGCUUCGAACAGAGAACCGACUUCUGAAACAGCGGAUUGAGACUCUGGAGAAGGAGAGCGCUGCUCUGGCUGAUAGGUUAAUCCAGGGACAGGUGACACGGGCGCAGGAGGCUGAGGAAAAUUAUGUCAUCAAGCGGGAGCUGGCGGUGGUGCGGCAGCAGUGCAGCUCAGCAGCAGAAGACCUGCAGAAAGCGCAGAGCACCAUCCGGCAGCUGCAGGAGCAGCAGGGUAACCCUCGCCUCACCGAGGACUUUGUGGCCCACCUGGAGACUGAGCUGGAACAGUCAAGGCUGCGGGAGAUGGAGACACUAGGGGCCCUACGGGAGAUGCAGGACAAGGUUCUAGACAUGGAGAAGGAAGGGGAUGCAUGGCUACCAGCUGCCCUAGGCUCUGACCACUCCUGUCCCCCUCAGAGGAACAGUUCACUGCCUGAUGAGAACAAUGUGGCCCAGCUACAGGAGGAGCUAAAGGCACUCAAGGUGCGGGAGGGCCAGGCGGUGGCCUCUGCAAGGGAGCUGAAGCUGCAGCUGCAGGAGCUCUCGGACACCUGGCAGGCCCAUCUGUCCCGCGGGGGCCGCUGGAAGGAGUCCCCACGGAAGCUGGUCCUGGGCGAGCUGCAGGACGAACUGAUGAGCGUCCGUCUGCGCGAGGCCCAGGCUCUGGCCGAGGGCCGAGAGCUGCGGCAGCGCGUGGUGGAACUCGAGACGCAGGACCACAUCCACCGCAACCUUCUGAACCGCGUAGAGGCAGAACGCGCGGCGCUGCAAGAGAAGCUGCAGUAUUUGGCUGCGCAGAACAAGGGGCUGCAGACACAGCUGAGUGAAAGCCGCCGCAAGCAGGCAGAGGCCGAGUGCAAGAGCAAGGAGGAGGUGAUGGCGGUGCGCCUGCGAGAGGCGGACAGCAUGGCUGCGGUGGCUGAAAUGCGGCAACGCAUUGCAGAGCUGGAGAUCCAGAGGGAGGAGGGCCGCAUCCAGGGCCAGCUGAACCACUCAGACUCUUCGCAGUACAUCCGGGAGCUCAAGGACCAGAUAGAGGAGCUGAAGGCCGAGGUGCGACUACUGAAAGGCCCACCAUCCUUCGAGGACCCACUGGCCUUUGACGGGCUACAUCUGGCCCGGCACCUGGAUGAGGACUCACUGCCAUCGUCCGAUGAGGAGCUGCUGGGCAUGGGCGUGGGCGCAGCACUGCAGGAUACACUCUACCCGCUGUCCCCCCAAGACGCUCGCUUCCUCCGCAGUCUGGAGCGGCCAGCCAAGGACAGUGAAGGCAGCUCAGACAGCGAUGCGGAGGAGCUGGCCACACCCUAUAGUCAGGGCCUGGACAACUGAGGCCCUGCCCUUGAGCCUAGAGCUGGGGGUGGAAGAGGGCCUCCAGGGCCACACUUAAACUCCAAACCCACUCCAAGGGACACAGCAGGAUGCAGAGGGUAGAGCUGGAGCCUGAGGAUCCUCAGGGUACCUGUCAUACCCACCCUCCCCAGCACUGUUUAACCAUCUUGGUCAGUACCCCUCUAGGCCCAGUUGCCUGGAAAUCUGCCCCUCUUAACAGAAAGGGCACGAGAGGACACAGAGGUCCCAGGACUGGUAACAGAAAGCUCCCUCCUCCCACCAGGCCUGGGUAACAGGAGGGUAGCCCUGCUGGGAAGGGCCAACGAGCUGGAGGAGGCCUGAGGAAGAAGGGGCCACUCUGGGCUGGAUGUCAACACCUCACAAUGUUCCUGGGGAUCCCUGGCUUCCAGGGACAGAUGGCCAAGCUGGGCUUUCCUGCCUGAUGCAGGCCUCAUGGCCCAAGCAGAAACCAAAGUCCCCCUUACUGUGUACAGGGUCACCUGGGGUGUGCACAGCCAGCAGGAACCAGGCCAGGGCAGUGCCUGUCCCUGCUUCUUGGGAGCAGGGGGGCCAGAGCAGCUGCAAGGAUGUCAUGAGACCCAGGUCCCCAGUGCCCCUACAUCUUCCUCUGUGAAGCACCUCAUCACCCCAUCUUGACCAGUGAUGGAAGGGCUCCGCCACCCAGACUAGCCUCCUCUCCAGGGGCCCCCAGCCUCCACUUCCCUUCCUUCCCUGGGUUCCCCAGCCCCACCCUUUCGCCAGGGCCAAGCCCCAGGAGAGGAGGCUGCCCAGAGGAGUGGCAUCCCCAUGCCCCCUUCCUCGUGGUGGCCCUGUGGUCUCUGCAGUCAGAGCCACGAAUGGUGCCAAAGUCCAACAAUGCUCCCCCGGACCCCUUCCCUGUCAGGGCCUUUUGACUCUUGGGGCUCCUGGAGCCUGCAGCGGCCUCCUCAGCGCCUCCUGGAAUGGGGAUUCAUGCUCAGCCCCCCACCCCUUCCCACUUGCCCACUUCUCAGUGUUACAAAGCCUGGGGACCAGGGUGGGCAUCGCGGGGCUCUUCCAUGUGCCUCUCACACUGCCCACCACCAUUUUGCACACUGCCUGUUCACACUCCACAUGUCGCCCAGGUGGGGAUAGAAAAUAAAGUGUAUUUACACAGUCACAAACAA
This is a messenger RNA of Myotis daubentonii (Daubenton's bat), 3924 nucleotides long. RefSeq names its product ecotropic viral integration site 5 like (gene EVI5L). Gene Ontology annotation, biological process: regulation of GTPase activity. The record is from RefSeq and is a predicted model, not a curated record. Gene Ontology annotation, molecular function: small GTPase binding; GTPase activator activity. NCBI's taxonomy places the organism in Eukaryota, Metazoa, Chordata, Mammalia, Chiroptera, Vespertilionidae.